Messenger RNA from Oryctolagus cuniculus (rabbit), 483 nucleotides. Its product is annotated as divergent paired-related homeobox-like. NCBI's taxonomy places the organism in Eukaryota, Metazoa, Chordata, Mammalia, Lagomorpha, Leporidae. Gene Ontology annotation, molecular function: DNA-binding transcription factor activity, RNA polymerase II-specific; RNA polymerase II cis-regulatory region sequence-specific DNA binding. The record is from RefSeq and is a predicted model, not a curated record. Gene Ontology annotation, cellular component: nucleus. Gene Ontology annotation, biological process: regulation of transcription by RNA polymerase II.
AUGUCCGGCUCAGAGGACUUCCUUCAAGGCAAAUAUAACAAGACAUCACAGAGGAAAAGAACCAUAUUCACUGAUGAACAGCUUGAAGACUUGAACAUCUUGUUCACUAAGAACCCGUACCCAGACCGUGAACUGCAGGUAGAGGUAGCCUCCAAAAUGAACAUAGACCCCACGGUGGUGCAGGUCUGGUUCAAGAACCACAGAGCAAAACUCAAGAGAGCAAAAUGCACUCAAGUUCCACCCCCACAGGAAGCUCAGCACCAGAGACCCCUGGAGGACCCAGUCACACCCGACUCCUUCCAGGCGCCAGUGGAAGCACCAGCCAGAUACCCUGAAGACGCCUACCCCCAGGGCCUGGCUUACCCAUACCACGUGGCGCCCUCGCUGCACCUCAGCAUCUACCCCAGGCUCAAAGUCCCCAGGGACCCCUCUGGAGGACACCAAAUCAUCCACUUCGGCUGCUGUCAAGACACCACCAUAUAG